GCGACCUUCAUCGAGUUUUCAUCAUGGUCGCAUCUCUUCCCGAGUACGUCGACUGGACACAGCCCACUUUGUGGAUCUCCGUUCUUUUCAUCGCGUUCAAUCCGACGGCAUGGAACGUCGUGGCCCGCAAUGAAUACAGAAACAAGACAAUAACGCGUAUCUUCGGCGGAAAUGCGCAUUACGGAUGUUACUUCCUGGCAGUCAUGAUCUUUUCUUUUGGCAUGUUCCGUGACUCGCUGUUCCAGCAUGCUCUUGAGCAUCAGCCGCGGAAACAAAUGCUCCCAGAGCCGUUUGACACGCUUGUGCCAGCUGCACUCUUCGCUGUGGGCCAGACGUUCGUCAUCACUUCGACAUGGGCAUUGGGGAUCACCGGGACGUUCCUUGGUGAUUAUUUCGGUAUCCUUAUGGACCACAGGGUGGAAGGCUUCCCGUUCAGCAUCUUGCGGGACCCGAUGUACGUGGGCAGCACCAUGUCCUUUGUCGCAGCGUCUCUUUGGUUCGAGCGUCCAGCCGGUCUCCUCAUUACGUUGUAUGUGUACAUCGUGUAUCUUAUUGCCCUGCGGUUCGAGGGACCAUUCACCGAUAUGAUAUACUCUAAUCGCGCUGCAAGCAAGGCUGCGUCCAAAAAAGAGCUAUGAACGAGGAUGAUGACUAUGCUCGCCAAUUUACGACGAUCUGGCUCUACAUGUAGAGGUUUCAACACCCAUAUAUAGCGUAUUUGCUCUCCCAUCUGCGCACUCCCAAAAUUAUUUUAUGCUGGCCCGUCAAUAUACUUUGUACUGUAUCCUUAGGUUUUCGCAAUUGCUUUUGCUUCUUUCUUUGGAUCCUGUUGUACACACGUGGAUGUCCUACCGUUCAGGCACAGGUCCGAACUUGUAUCCGGAUGUAGCGUUGUUCCACAGAGUCCUGCAGUCGACCGAGGCGUUCAGACGCG
Molecule: messenger RNA, 934 nt
Organism: Laetiporus sulphureus 93-53
Lineage: Eukaryota; Fungi; Basidiomycota; Agaricomycetes; Polyporales; Laetiporaceae
Product: phospholipid methyltransferase
Exons: 5
Coding region: 24-638 (204 amino acids)
Biological process (GO): phosphatidylcholine biosynthetic process
Molecular function (GO): S-adenosylmethionine-dependent methyltransferase activity
Source: RefSeq, a predicted model, not a curated record